AUGUUCCAACUUUUGCAAACACUUUCCCUCUUUUGGGCUUCCCUGGUGGCUCAGAUGGUAAAGAAUCUGCCCGCAAAUGCGGGAGACCCGGGUUCAAUCCCUGGGUCGGGAAGAUGUCCUGAAGAAGGAAAUGGCAGCCCACUCCAGUAUCCAGUAUUCUUGCCUGGAGAAUCCCAUGGACAGAGGAGUCUGGCAGGCUACAGCCCAUGGGGUCGCAAAGAGUUGGACAUGCCUGAGAGACUUAACACAACACCCACCUCUUACUUAAAGGGAAAGCGGAAGCUUUCGGAUGAGAACUGUCACCUUCCCAGUCUCUUCCGGACAAACCUGCUCCCCUGA
This is a messenger RNA of Rangifer tarandus platyrhynchus (Svalbard reindeer), 339 nucleotides long. The record is from the annotation of a GenBank genome assembly. Lineage: Eukaryota; Metazoa; Chordata; Mammalia; Artiodactyla; Cervidae.